This is a messenger RNA of Dimorphilus gyrociliatus, 2783 nucleotides long. NCBI's taxonomy places the organism in Eukaryota, Metazoa, Annelida, Polychaeta, Dinophilidae. The record is from the annotation of a GenBank genome assembly.
AAUAGUAGUCUGAACGUUUACGGGUAUAUAUACCGCCAUCCGACGUCUAAUCGAUUUAAAUUGUCUUUAUUUCAUCCUAAAAACACCUAGCUAAUAUGUCUUAUAAAGGUGGAGGCAAAGUCCAGAAGAUGAUGGUUCAGCCCAUCGUAAGCUAUGAUUAAAAUAAAUAACAAAAAUCAACUUUGCAUUAAUUUUCUUAUUAUCGUCCUUACAGAAUCUUAUUUUUCGAUAUCUGCAAAGUGUAAGUUUAAUAGAAUUUUCCUUUAAAUAUUCUUAAUAUUAAUAUUUUGUGAAAACUUUUUACAGAGAGCUAGAGUAUCGGUUUGGCUGUAUGAACAAGCUAAUACUAAACUUGAAGGUUGUAUCAUAGGAUUCGACGAAUACAUGAAUUUGGUAUUGGAUAGUGCAGAAGAAAUUCAUCUAAAAACAAAGACACGAAAAGCAUUAGGUAUAAUAUAUUUCAAAACUACUUUUUUCUCAUUUUUGCAUCUAUAGGGAGAAUACUUCUGAAAGGUGACAACAUUUCCCUAAUUCACCAACUGGUCGACCAAUAACUUUGUAGAAAAUGUAAAAGAAAAGUUGUUACGUUUUCAAUAUAAUUUUUGUACAUGUCAAGUAAAAGAGAAAAAUAUUUAGAUAACUCUUGCUCUGCCUAUUUAACAUAAUUUUUAAGCAAGUAGUAAGAUAUUAAGUUUGUUCUCUGAUCUAUUUAUUUAUAUAUAAAUAUACAUCAAAAAAUAUGAAUAAACAUUUGGGAAAAAGAAAUUGUCAAUUUUCAUCACGUGAUCAAUCUCUUCAGUGAAUUGUCGAAGAUGUCAACCGAUAAGAAGUUUAACUUUAAAUAUUCGGGGAGAAUUUCUUUUUUGUUAAUUUCAAAAAAUGAGCGGUUUUUUUACUUGUUUUGGCGGUAAAAAUUAAACUGGUUCACUAUUAUAUUUUAUUAGUCAUCGACACCCUCGUCAUUGCUCAUAUUUAUUAGUAGGUAAACCUGUGCGAUCAACGGGAUCACACGAAAUUUAUUUGUACAAAAGGAAGUUUCUUAAAAACUAGCACGAUGGCGCCGGUGGAUUUGAGAACCAACAAAAAUUCAAUUGAAGAAGCUUACAAAAAGGUUUGUGAUGUAAACUCUGGUACUGACUGGGUAAUAUAUGGAUAUGAAGGUAAAACUAGCAUACUUAAAGUGGAUGCAAGUGGUAGUGGUGGAUUUGAAGAAAUGGCAGAAGAUUUGAAUAGUGGAAGAAUUCAAUAUGUAUAUAUCAGAGUUCAAGAUCCCAAUAGCGACUUACCUAAGUUUGUUUUCAUAAACUGGCAAGGUGAAGGGGCCCCGGAUGCCUUAAAAGGAUCCUGUGCGAAUCAUGUUAGAGAUAUAUCAGCUGUUUUACGAGGUGCUCACGUUUCAAUUAAUGCGAGAAACGAAGAAGAUAUUGAGGAGGAUGCUAUUCUUGCUAAAGUUGCUAAAAGUUCAGUUUCUUCUUUUCGUCGUAGUGAUGCAAAAUUUGUUGAAGAACCAAGUGGUCCUGUUGGCACUAAUUAUACGAAAAUAAGACCAAAUCAAGAAAUUAGAACUAAUGUAAGAGAUGCAUUUUGGCAUAAUCAGCAGUUAGAAGAAGAGAGGAGAAAAGCAGAAGAGAUCAAAAGAGUCCAGCAGGAAAGAGAAGCUUUAGAAAGAGAGAGAAAAGAAAGAGAAGAACGGGAAACCCACAUCAGAGAAAAGCAAAUAGCUGAAAAAAUGAAAACUUUUACCAACAGGGAAAAACCCAUUUCAGUUGCAGAAGAAAUUAGGAGACUACGAAUUUCCUCCAUUGACCAAGACGAUGAACAAGAAAGAGCUAGCCGAGCUAAAAGAAUGCAACAAGAAAGAACCGAUGAAGCAAGAAGAUUAAUAAGUCAAAGAUCUUUUCAGUCGUCUAACACAGAUGAAAAUACAAAUGCACCAGCCACACAGACUACUUAUAAUCAGCCAAGUGCAGAUACUUCUUCGUAUCAGAGACAGGACUCUUCUCCUAAACCUGAGGAGUGUUGGGAACCUGGGUUAGAAGAAACUGAUCUAGAAAAAGAACCAAUACGACCAUCUGCCCAAGGAUUUGAACCCAUGAGAGCCCCAAUGAGACCUCCGGCUCCAGCAUCUGAGCCAUUAAGGGCACCUAUGAGACCUCCUGUUCAAGAAUCUGAACCAGUACGACGAUCCAUUCCGGAGCCAGAGCCAGAGCCUGAACCAGUAAGACAAUCUAUUCCAGAGCCGCAGCCAGAGAUUCAACCAGAAGAGUUGUAUGAAGACACGUUUACACCAGAAUAUAAAACAACCCCAGCUGAUAAUGAAUAUGAAGCUGCUCAAGUCUCAAAUGAACCUAAACCUGCUUCUCAAGAAGCAAGCCAAGGCCUAAAAGUCAAAGCUCUCUAUGAUUAUCAAGCAACCGAAGAAGGAGAAAUAUCGUUUGAUCCAGGAGAUAUUAUAACAAUGGUAUCACAAGAUUAUGACGGCUGGUGGGUUGGAAAGGCACCAAACGGACAAAGGGGAAUGUUCCCCUCAAACUAUGUAGAAGUUAUAGAUUAACUAUUAGAAUAUUCUCAGCAAAAGGAAAUCUUACUUUUACCAAGUUUUUGUAUUCUAUAACUCAGUUUUUUUUUACAAUUUAGUGUAUAAUCAAUAUCGCAAAUUAUUUGUUUUACAGAUGAAAUGUUUAUUCUUCUUUUCUUCAAAAGUUUCUUUCUAAAACUUGAUCUCUUGUGUCUUUCUCAUAUAAAUAAUGAACGCAAUAACUAAUGUUUACAAAAAAGGAGCC